AUGGCCAACUUGGAUCGGGUACAGCGCUACGCCACCCGCCUAGUCGCGGGACUUGACGGCAUCAGCUAUGAAGGUCGGCUCCAGGCACUCGAGCUCUACCCCGUUAGCUACAGGAGACUCCGCGGGGAUUUGAUCUACCUGUGGAAGGUUCUACGUGGCGAUCUGGGACCGGAGUUACGUGCUCUGUUUCCAUUGCGAGCUUGCAACCGGACGCGCGGCCACAGGCUCACCCUCCGGAAGCUUGAGUCAACGGGGCUUCCUCUGGUCUAUCGCCUUUCCCGGAGGGCGACUUACCUCUGGAAUUCACUCCCGUCGGAGGUGGUGGAAAAGCAAAACGAGGCGCGUUUCAAACGCCGUCUCGACGAGCACUUGGUGAGACGAUGGCAGCUUGCAGACCACUAA
Messenger RNA from Echinostoma caproni, 402 nucleotides. NCBI's taxonomy places the organism in Eukaryota, Metazoa, Platyhelminthes, Trematoda, Plagiorchiida, Echinostomatidae. The record is from the annotation of a GenBank genome assembly.